AUGGCGAUUCGGCUGAAGAGGCUCUCAGGCUACAGCGGGCUGGCACUGCUGUGCCUUUUUGAGGGGCUGCUGUUUGAAGCUAGGGCCGGCAAGAUUCGCUACUCGGUGGCAGAAGAGACAGACAAAGGUUCCUUCGUAGGCAACAUUGCCAAGGACCUGGGGCUACAACCCCAGGAGCUGACGGAGCGCGAAGUCCGCAUCGUCUCCAGAGGUAAGAUGCAGAUUUUUGCUUUGAACCCACGAAGCGGUAGCUUAAUCACCGCGGGCAGGAUAGACCGGGAAGAACUCUGCGCUCAGAGCGCGCUGUGUCUGGUGAAUUUUAACAUCCUACUAAAGGAUAAAAUGAAGCUUUUCCCUGUCGAAGUGGAAAUAAUUGAUAUUAAUGACAAUACUCCCCAAUUCCAGUUAGAGGAACUGGAAGUUAAAAUGAAUGAAAUAACCACUGUAGGUACUAGAAUCCCUCUCCCGUUUGGGCAAGAUCUUGAUGUGGGGAUGAACUCACUCCAGAGCUACCAGCUCAGCUCCAAUCCUCAUUUCUCCCUAAAAGUGCAACAGGGAGCUGAUGGACCCCAACACCCAGAGAUGGUGCUGCAAAGUCCGUUAGAUAGGGAAGAAGAAGCUGUCCACAACCUAGUGCUCACAGCCUCUGAUGGGGGUGACCCCGUCCGCUCUGGCACCCUUCGCAUACACGUUCAGGUGGUGGACGCGAACGACAAUCCUCCAGCUUUUACUCAGGCACAAUACAACGUAAGUGUCCCUGAGAACGUCCCACUGGGUACUCGGCUGCUUGUCGUAAAUGCCACAGACCCAGAUGAGGGAGCCAAUGGGGAAGUAACAUACUCCUUCCACAAUAUAGACCACAGAGUGGCCCAAAUAUUUCAAUUGGAUUCUCACACUGGAGAAAUAUUAAAUAAAAAACCAUUGGACUUUGAGGAAUAUGAAAUAUAUCCCAUGGAAAUUCAAGCUCAGGAUGGUGCUGGACUCAUGGCCAGAGCUAAGGUGCUGGUCAAAGUUCUGGAUGUGAAUGAUAAUGCCCCAGAGAUGACCAUCACCUCUGUCACCACUGCAAUUCCAGAAAACUUUCCUCCUGGAACCAUAAUUGCUCUUAUCAAUGUGCAUGACCAGGACUCUGAAGAAAAUGGUCAUACCACAUGUUCCAUUUCUGAAAAUCUGCCCUUUAAAUUAGAAAAGUUAGUUGACAAUUAUUACCACUUAGUGACAGAAAGAAUACUAGACAGAGAAUUUACCUCUGGGUACAACAUCACGGUGAUUGUAGCAGAUAAGGGAACUCCAGCUCUGUCUACUGAAACUCACAUUUCACUUCUAGUGACAGAUAUCAAUGACAACCCUCCCACCUUCCCUCAAGAAUCCUACUUUGCCUAUAUUCCUGAAAACAAUCCCAGAGGUGCCUCCAUCUUUUCUAUGAUUGCCCACGACCUUGACAGCAAUGAGAAUGCACGAGUCACUUACUCCCUGACUGAAGACACUAUCCAGGGGGUGCCUGUGUCCUCCUACUUCUCUAUCAACUCUGACACAGGAGUCCUGUAUGCCCUUCGCUCCUUUGACUUUGAGCAGUUCCGAGACUUGCAGUUGUCGGUGACAGCAAGAGACAAUGGGGACCCACCACUCAGCAGCAAUGUGUCACUGAACCUGUUAGUGCUGGACCAGAAUGACAAUGCUCCCGAGAUCCUGUACCCCACGCUACCCAGUGAUGAUUCCACUGGUGUGGAGCUAGCACCCCGUUCAGCAGAGCCUGGCUACCUGGUGACCAAAGUGGUAGCGGUGGACAGAGACUCAGGGCAGAAUGCAUGGCUGUCCUACCAUGUACUCAAAGCCAGUGAGCCAGGGCUUUUCUCAGUGGGGGUGCACACAGGCGAGGUGCGAACGACCCGGGUCCUGCAGGACAGAGAUGCAUUCAAACAGAGCCUUGUGGUGGCCGUCCAGGACCACGGACAGCCUCCUCUCUCGGCCACAGUCACUCUCACCGUGGCCAUUGCUGACAGCAUUCCCGAGGUCCUAGCCGACCUGGGCAGCGUCAAGACCCCUGUCAACUCCAACGACUCAGGCCUCACGCUGUACCUGGUAGUGGCAGUGGCCGCAGUCUCCUGCAUCUUCCUCGCCUUCGUCAUUGUACUGAUGGCUCUCAGGCUUCGGCGCUGGCACAUCUCACGCCUGCUCCAAGCUAGGAAUAGAGGAUUGGCAGAUGUACCCGCCUCUCACUUUGUAGGCAUGGACGGGGUGCAGGCUUUCCUGCAGACUUAUUCCCAUGAGGUCUCCCUCACCGCAGAUUCCCGAAAGAGCCAACUGAUUUUCCCCCAGCCCAACUAUGCGGAUACGCUCAUCAGCCCCAACAGCUGUGAGAAAAAGGAUUUUUUAUCAGCACCUCAACCUUUACUUGAAGACAAACAAGAAACAUUUCCCCAGGUAAACUCUUUGUAG
This is a messenger RNA of Chrysochloris asiatica (Cape golden mole), 2439 nucleotides long. It is a transcript of the gene PCDHGA1, whose product is annotated as protocadherin gamma subfamily A, 1. Gene Ontology annotation, biological process: homophilic cell-cell adhesion. The record is from RefSeq and is a predicted model, not a curated record. The transcript has a single exon. Gene Ontology annotation, molecular function: calcium ion binding. The coding region runs from base 1 to 2439 and encodes 812 amino acids. Gene Ontology annotation, cellular component: plasma membrane. Lineage: Eukaryota; Metazoa; Chordata; Mammalia; Afrosoricida; Chrysochloridae.